Procambarus clarkii (red swamp crayfish) is the source of this 2598-nucleotide messenger RNA. NCBI's taxonomy places the organism in Eukaryota, Metazoa, Arthropoda, Malacostraca, Decapoda, Cambaridae. The record is from RefSeq and is a predicted model, not a curated record.
AUGCGGCUACAGGUUCAAGAGUGCAGCUACAGGUUCAAGAAUGCGGCUACAGGUUCAAGAGUGCAGCUACAGGUUCAAGAGUGCAGCUACAGGUUCAAGAGUGCAGCUACAGGUUCAAGAGUGCAGCUACAGGUUCAAGAGUGCAGCUACAGGUUCAAGAGUGCUGCUACAGGUUCAAGAAUGCGGUUACAGGUUCAAGAAUGCGGCUACAGGUUCAAGAGUGCAGCUACAGGUUCAAGAAUGCGGCUACAGGUUCAAGAGUGCAGAAACAGGUUCAAGAGUGCAGCUACAGGUUCAAGAGUGCAGCUACAGGUUCAAGAGUGCUGCUACAGGUUAAAGAGUGCAGCUACAGGUUCAAGAGUGCAGCUACAGGUUCAAGAGUGCAGCUACAGGUUCAAGAGUGCUGCUACAGGUUCAAGAAUGCGGUUACAGGUUCAAGAAUGCGGCUACAGGUUCAAGAGUGCAGCUACAGGUUCAAGAGUGCUGCUACAGGUUAAAGAGUGCAGCUACAGGUUCAAGAGUGCAGCUACAAGUUCAAGAGUGCGGCUACAGAUUCAAGAGUGUGGCAACAAAUUCAAGAGUGCUUCUACAGAUUCAAGAGUGCGGCUACAGAUUCAAGAGUGCGGCUACAGGUUCAAGAGUGCGGCUACAGGUUCAACAGUGCCGCUACAGAUUCAAGAGUGCGGCUACAGGUUCAAGAGUGCGGCUACAGAUUCAAGAGUGCGGCUACAGGUUCAAGAGUGCCGCUACAGAUUCAAGAGCGCGGCUACAGGUUCAAGAGUGCGGCUACAGAUUCAAGAGUGCGGUUACAGGUUCAAGAGUGCGGCUACAGAUUCAAGAGCGCGGCUACAGGUUCAAGAGUGCGGCUACAGGCUCAAGGGUGCGGUUACAGGUUCAAGAGUGCGGCUACAGGCUCAAGAGUGCGGUUACAGGUUCAAGAGUGCGGCUACAGGUUCAAGAGUGCGGCUACAGGUUCAAGAGUGCGGCUACAGGUUCAAGAGUGCAGCUACAGGUUCAAGAGUGCUGCUACAGGUUAAAGAGUGCAGCUACAGGUUCAAGAGUGCAGCUACAGAUUCAAGAGUGUGGCAACAGAUUCAAGAGUGUUUCUACAGAUUCAAGAGUGCGGCUACAGAUUCAAGAGUGCGGCUACAGGUUCAAGAGUGCGGCUACAGGUUCAACAGUGCCGCUACAGAUUCAAGAGUGCGGCUACAGGUUCAAGAGUGCGGCUACAGAUUCAAGAGUGCGGCUACAGGUUCAAGAGUGCCGCUACAGAUUCAAGAGUGCGGUUACAGGUUCAAGAGUGCAGCUACAGAUUCAAGAGUGCGGCUACAGGUUCAAGAGUGCGGCUACAGGUUCAAGAGCGCGCCUACAGAUUCAAGAGUGCGGCUACAGGCUCAAGGGUGCGGUUACAGGUUUAAGAGUGCGGCUACAGGCUUAAGAGUGCGGUUACAGGUUCAAGAGUGCGGCUACAGGUUCAAGAGUGCGGCUACAGGUUCAACAGUGCCGCUACAGAUUCAAGAGUGCGGUUACAGGUUCAAGAGUGCGGCUACAGGUUCAAGAGUGCGGCUACAGGUUCAAGAGUGCCGCUACAGGUUCAAGAGUGCGGCUACAGGCUCAAGAGUGCGAUUACAGGUUCAAGAGUGCAGCUACAGGCUCAAGGGGGCCGCUACAGGCUCAAGAGUGCGGUUACAGGAUCAGGAGUGCGGCUACAGGUUCAAGAGUGCGGCUAGGGGGUUCAAGAGUGCGGCUACAGGUUCAAGAAUGCGGCUACAGGUUCAAGAGUGCGACUACAGUUUCAAGAGUGCGGCUACAGGUUCAAGAGCGCGGCAACCGAUUCAAGAGUGCGGUUACAGGCUCAAGAGUGCAGCUACAGGUUCAAGAGUGCGGCUACAGGUUCAAGAGUGUAGCUACAGAUUCAAGAGUGCCGCUACAGGUUCAAGAGUGCGGCUACAGGUUCAAGAGUGCGGCUACAGGUUCAAGAGUGCGGCUAUAGGUUCAAGAGUGCAGCUACAGGUUCAAGAGUGCGGCUACAGGUUCAAGAGUGCGGCUACAGAUUCAAGAGUGCGGCUACAGGUUCAAGAGUGCGGCUACAAAUUCAAGAGUGCGGCUACAGGUUCAAGAGUGCGGCUACAGAUUCAAGAAGGCGGCUACAGGUUCAAGAGUGCGGCUACAGAUUCAAGGGUGCGGCUACAGAUUCAAGAGUGCGGCUACAGGUUCAAGAGUGCAGCUACAGGUUCAAGAGUGCGGCAACAGAUUCAAGAGUGCAGCUACAAGUUCAAGAGUGCGGCUACAGGUUCAAGAGUGCGGCUACAGGUUCAAGAGUGCGGCAACAGAUUUAAGAGUGCAGCUACACGUUCAAGAGUGCUGCUACAGGUUGAAGAGUGUGGCUACAGGUUCAAGAGAGCUACUAAGGGUUCAAGAGUGCAGCUAAAGGUUCAAGAGUGCAGCUACAGGUUCAAGAGAGCUGCUAAAGGUUCAAGAGUGCAGCUACAGGUUCAAGAGUGCGGCUACAGAUUCAAGAGUGCAGCUACAGGAGAGCGCAGCUUCAGGUUCAAGAGCGCGGGUACAGGUACAAUUUACUCCACCAAUCACGUUUGA